This is a messenger RNA of Nematocida minor, 324 nucleotides long. RefSeq lists its product as uncharacterized. The transcript has a single exon. Bases 1 to 324 code for a protein of 107 amino acids. The record is from RefSeq and is a predicted model, not a curated record. NCBI's taxonomy places the organism in Eukaryota, Fungi, Microsporidia.
AUGCAUGGACAGAUGUUUUUAUCUGCUAGAAUGUACAGAGGAUACUUUGCAAGACCCAAUAGCAUGCCAGAGCACAGAGACAUGUAUGCACUGAUACAAGAAACAGAAAAUCCUGCAAAAACAGAGAAAGUCCUAAGCAGGCUGUACUUUCUCCUGGAGUACAUGCAACCACAGGAAACAGCUAGCCUUGAUGUAUCGCUAAAUAAUUUUGGUGUCUUUGAUGUCUUUUGGGAUAUCAUAAAGUGCAGCAUUAUUUCCGUCUUUAUCAUUUUAAUGGGCAUCCUUAGAUGCCACCUAUCAUUACGGCCUAAACUCAGAAACUAG